Trichoderma aggressivum f. europaeum is the source of this 1416-nucleotide messenger RNA. RefSeq lists its product as uncharacterized. The record is from RefSeq and is a predicted model, not a curated record. Lineage: Eukaryota; Fungi; Ascomycota; Sordariomycetes; Hypocreales; Hypocreaceae. Bases 1 to 1416 code for a protein of 471 amino acids. The transcript has 2 exons.
AUGGAGACGAAAACACAAACCAUCUCGGCCUCACCUCAAAAGAGCCGUAGCAGCAGCAGCACCCCCCUUCGACGCAGAAAAGCCCGUCGAUACCACAAAACCUCGCCCAAGAAACGCACUCCCACCCCCAGAAGCUCUCCCUACCGCUGCUCAAAGUCGCCCCGGAAAGUCCACCAGUCGCCGAUGAGGCCAUGGGGAGGCGAGGACGACGGCGAGCGGCUCGUCCACGGCGCGAUCCUGGACAGCAUGGAGACGGAGAAGAGGCGAUAUCUGGGCAGCCAGCGGUGGAACGGGCUGGAAGAGCGGCUGUUUGAGAUUCUGUUCCUGCGACAGGAGAUCCCGCUCUUGCCGCUGCACUGGGAGGUUGAUUUUCGAGGCGUUCCCGUUUCGGGGGAUUUGUUCUGUUACAGGAGGGGGGUGAAGCCGAUUGUGUAUGCGCACACGACUGGACCUAUAGGCGGAUUUCGAGCAACUUGGGCGCUAUCACGACUCAUUGACCUCACUGCCAACGUCCGCACAAACUGCCAGUCGGGUCUGCGUCGAAAGGUGCCCGAAAUGAUCAAGACAGCCUUGGAUAAGUACCUCAGCUGGGCGGCUGAAGACGGAGGCUACAGCCAUCUGAAGUACACCCCCAAUGUCGCGGUCGAGAUCGUCGAUAGGAACGGCCAAGGUCGUAUGUUGGCGGACUUUGUCGAGACACGCAUGAGAGAGUUGGCACGGGCACACCGAGACUUGCUCGCCAUCAAGACGGAGCAGGGGAGCUAUUCAACUGACAUGGAUGUAGACAUGGAGGUCGAGACGCAAAUCAAGACUGAAGCAGAAGCCUCCGUCGAGCAGCAGCCCGGCGGCGGCAGAAGCAAGUCUUGGAGGACGUUUGGCGCACGGAUGAUGAACAAACUGUUCCAACUACUGCGGCGGCCCGUCAUAAAGCCAGAAUCCCACGGAGAAACAUCCGUCAUUGACAGCGGAGAUGACGAGCCAAAGACGAGACGAGGCAACGACCACGCAAGGGGCAGAGUAUACGUGAAGCGAGAGGAAGAAGCAGAAAUCGCAAUCAAACGGGAACAGUUUGACGAUUCAGACGACGACAUCACAAUGGCAGACAUUCCCAUGGCUUCGACAACAACGCUCCACUCGUCGGCUCCUCCAACAUCAUACACUCGUCCGCCGCCCGUCGUGUUCGGCUUCUUUAUCGUUGCUACCUCUGUCAUUUUACUCACCGCCGACGCUUCAAAGGAAGACGCCGACAUGAAUAUCAACUACCACGUAGACCUGAAUUUCCAAGAAUGCAGACUGGGCGUGUGGAAUGCCUUGACGGUGGCGAUUGCGACGUGUCUUGCGAGAGACGACAUGAUGAAGAGGAUGGGGGACUUUGAGGAGGAGGGAGUUGUCGAAGAGAGUGAUCCGGAUGCUUGA